AUGGUGAUACAACUUAAUGGUCGAGCGGACCCUUUUUAACCUACCAACGGGAAUCUUUUCUCUGAUUCAUUUUUUCUCUCUCCCACUAGAUCUUUGCCCAAAAACCCUGGCAGCUCGUCGUCUCUUCUCUCCCUAAACCUCUAUCCACGGGAGACGGGAAAAACAUUUUUCCCCUGGUCUCCGACGGGUUAGGGUACAAAGUCUCUUUCUCCCGCUCUUCCGCUCUUCCGCUCUUCAUCUCUUCUGCCGAUGCCUCUAUUUCUCUGACGGAUUGAGAUAACAGAUGGAGUAUUAGCUUCAGGUGAGGAAUUUGGCACAUUUGUAAGUGAAGAUGUUUGCGGUUGUGGCAUCUUUCACCAUCAUCAUCCAUCUGCUAAGGCAGGACAGAUAUUAAGUUUGUAGACUCAGUUAUUUUUAUUGAUUGAACGAUGCAAACAAGAAAAAAAGUUCUUGCAAGAAAUGCUUCCAGAGAUCAUGCUAAUACUAGAUCUUGUAGACAACCAAAAAAGGUGACCGUGAUUGGUGACAAGAAAGUUACAGAGCUUAUAACAUCAUCUACAAAAAAACAAAAAUCUGAUGAAAUUCUGUCAAGGAAAAAUAGAUAUGCACAGGUGGGAAGGAAGUUGCGUUCUGUCUGUGAUGUCGCACAAGAUGAGAAUCAGGGCAUCCCAGUUGCAGAUGCAAUUUCCCUUUGCCAUAAGCAGCAAUCUGAAGAUAAUGCUGCAGAACAUGCGGUGGAUACCAUAUUUUCCCCUUCCUUCCAUCAUCAUAAAGACAUUUGUGGUGGCAUAACUGAUAAAGCUGAUGUUAUGGACUUGUUCAAGAGCAAGGAUGAAGCAAACCAUCAUGAUGUUGAGGUUGAAGAAUCAAAGGCUGACACCUAUUGUGGUCCACUAGAAAAUCAGCAGAAACAUAUCGAGAAGAGAACAGAAGUUAUGUCAGCAUGUGCAUAUGAUGAUAAAGCUGAUUUGACAAAUCAUUUGCAUACUCUUCAUAUGGAAUCAAAUCAUGCAAGCUCAUCAUGCGAUGAUGAAUAUAAUGUUCUGGGGAACCUCUCUUCCGAAGUUUCAGCCAUAUAUCUUGCAAUGCAGAACUCUAAGUUGGAGUGUAUUGAUGAACAAAGUCAUAAUUCAAUGUCAACAGAAGGUUGUGUGGAGCCUGAUGAGGGUGAUGAGUUUGAUGAUUUUGAUCCAUACUUAUUCAUCAAGGAUCUGCCUGAUUUGUCAGCUGUAGUUCCAAGAUUUCGGCCCAUGCUCUUGCCAAAGCAAACAAGGAGUUGCCCUUCAAUUACCCUUGUACUGGAUUUGGAUGAGACUUUAGUGCAUUCCAGCCUUGAACCAUGUGAAGAUGCAGAUUUUACAUUUCCAGUUAAUUUCAAUUUUAAAGAACAUACAAUUUAUGUACGGUGUCGUCCUCAUCUUAAGGACUUCUUGGAGAGGGUUGCUAGCCUAUUUGAGACGAUUAUAUUCACAGCCAGUCAGAGUAUAUAUGCUGAACAGCUCCUCAAUGUACUUGAUCCAAAAAGGAAGUUAUUCCGCCACCGUGUUUAUCGCGAGUCUUGUGUUUUUGUGGAGGGUAAUUAUUUGAAGGAUCUGUCAGUUCUUGGCCGUGAUUUGGCACAUGUCAUCAUCAUCGACAAUUCACCUCAGGCAUUUGGAUUUCAAAUUGACAAUGGUAUUCCUAUUGAAAGCUGGUUUGAUGACCGUAAUGAUCGAGAACUGCUUUCGUUACUCCCCUUCUUGGAGAGUUUGGUUGGGGUUGAAGAUGUCCGUCCACUGAUAGCCAAGAAGUUCAAUCUUCGUGAAAAGGUAGCAUCUGCAGCUUGUCUGUCUUUUGACUUCAGAAGGUGAGGGAUCACAUUCUUCAAUAGAAAGUAUGUAGGGGAUCGAGUACCUCAAACAUUAGUGUCUAGGUGGCUAAAAGGCCUUCUGAUACCUAUCGGAAUUUGUCUUUUCCCCUUUAGCCUGUUAUUUUACCUCUCCCUGUACCAUUUCUUCUGUUGUAAUUUGUGUUGUGCGGAAGGGGGAUGCUUUGUAAACAACAAACUAAAUUUAUCCAAUAGGAAAAUGCUGUCAAAUUUUGCAUUUGGUGAUUAAUAAACUCCAAUUACUUUGGAAAA
Messenger RNA from Elaeis guineensis (African oil palm), 2119 nucleotides. RefSeq lists its product as uncharacterized. Lineage: Eukaryota; Viridiplantae; Streptophyta; Magnoliopsida; Arecales; Arecaceae. The record is from RefSeq and is a predicted model, not a curated record. Gene Ontology annotation, molecular function: phosphatase activity.